Molecule: messenger RNA, 891 nt
Organism: Dentiscutata heterogama
Lineage: Eukaryota; Fungi; Glomeromycota; Glomeromycetes; Diversisporales; Gigasporaceae
Source: the annotation of a GenBank genome assembly
AUGCAAGAAAAACCGAAACUUUCAAUUUCAAUUCACAAACCUUCAAAAAUAUCUUAUAAAUCACUAAAAGAGUCAACUUCAAACAAACUUUCAAAUAUUCGUAAAAGAUUAUCAACUAUAUCUAGUCUUGAUUCCGGUAUUGGUUGGUUAGAUGAAUCUGAUGAUGAAGAAUUUCAUAACCCUACUCAUAAUAAUAAUUCACAAAAUACCGUUGAAAAUUCAACUAAUGGAAAUCCAACUAAUGAAAAUUUAAAUAAUGACACGACUAAUUACGAAAAUUUUGAAGUUGAAACUACAUCAAAACAAAUUUGUGAUAGAGAAAAUGGUUCUUCCGCGUUCGUUCCUCUAAAACCAACGGAUUGUGUCACUUCAAAGUUUAUCGAAAUAAUAGAAACAACGUCUGUUGACGAUAAACUUACUGAAAAUACCGUAUCAAGUUUAAAAUAUUCAACGUCAAAGUCUUCAAGAUCAAAGUAUUCUUUUAUCCCUUAUCGCCUUAUGCAAACACAUAAUCGAGCUAAAAAUACUUUAAUUACAAAAUUUAACACAUUAAAUACCCAUGUACCAAGUAAUGAACCUUCCACGAACAACACACAAGCUCAAAUAACAAGUAAUUCUUAUGGUAAUCUCAAAAGUUACUCUUCUGGAAAUAGCCAAAUUCCUUCGACGAAUCUAUUGCUUGAUAUCCCUCCUCAAAAUGAUAAAAGUAAUAAUUCACAUUAUCCUGAAAUAGAAAGAGGAUCAAGAAACUUGGCUAAACCAAAAAGACGUAAAAAUUUAUUUGAAAAAGUUAAAUUAGAUGUUAAAAAAUUCUUAACUAUCAAGAACAAUCGAAAAGAGAAAUAUGAAGCCAAGAAUCAACCCGGAAAAAUCAAUCUUUUCGAACAAUAG